Messenger RNA from Periophthalmus magnuspinnatus, 3431 nucleotides. RefSeq names its product rap1 GTPase-activating protein 2-like. NCBI's taxonomy places the organism in Eukaryota, Metazoa, Chordata, Actinopteri, Gobiiformes, Gobiidae. Gene Ontology annotation, cellular component: cytoplasm; plasma membrane. Gene Ontology annotation, molecular function: GTPase activator activity. Gene Ontology annotation, biological process: activation of GTPase activity; regulation of small GTPase mediated signal transduction. The record is from RefSeq and is a predicted model, not a curated record. Bases 29 to 1885 code for a protein of 618 amino acids. The transcript has 23 exons.
AGAAGAGGAGAGGAGGAGAGGAGGGAGGAUGCUGAGGAGGAAGAGGAGUGUGUCGUUCGGAGGAUUCGGAUGGAUCGAUAAGUCCACAGUGAGUGCACUCAGAGCCCGGAAACAGGAGUCCAAUGUGUCGUUGUCCAACUGUCCCCCGUCUCCCCCCAGAACGGCCCCGCCCACCAUCAAAACGGCUCAUUUCUUUGGCUCCAUGGACAAACUGGAGGACGACUACAUCCCCUACCCCAGCAUCCAGGAGGUGCUGCAGAGGGGGGCGCCGUUCCCUCAGGUGGUGCGUCCGCAGUUCGGGGGAUACUGGAUCGAGGACAGCGUGGAGGAAGCGGCCCCGGGGGAUUGUGGGAUUGAGGAGGCGGGACAGGAAGUGGCGCUUGCCUACAGGAAGUACUUCGUAGGACGGGAGCAUCUCAACUUCUGCAGCUCCGGUGGCGCCGCGGGGCCCCUCCUGCUCUCGGUGCGCCACGAGACCCGAGACCAGGACUUUAUCCACGUCAUCAUCAGGUCUAAAGAGAAAAGUGUUUAUCAUCGUCUGUCUCUGAGUGAAGUCCCAGAAAUCCCCAGUGUCCCUGAACUGGCCCAGUUGCUGAGUCCAGAGGUCGGGGCCCAGCGCUUUUGGCCUGUCGUCUUCCCAAAGGCGUCUGAACUCAUCGUGAACUUCGACGAACACGAGGUCAACAGCACCUUUAAGUUUGGAGUGAUUCUGCAGAGGUUUGGACAGGUGACGGAGGAGGAGCUGUUCAGUAACACAGAGGAAACUGAAGCCUUCACAGAGUUUUUGUCUCUGAUCGGACACAUAGUGAAACUACAGGACUUCAGCGGGUUCCGGGGGGGUCUGGAUGUGGUCCAUGGUCAGACCGGGUCUGAGUCGGUCUACACCGUCCACAAAGGUCAAGAGCUGAUGUUCCACGUCUGCACCAAACUCCCCUACAGCCCCGGAGACCCCCAACAGCUGCAGAGGAAAAGACACAUCGGGAACGACAUCGUGGCCGUGGUUUUCCAAGAGGAGCCGACGCCAUUUUCUCCGGACGUCAUCGCCUCCAACUUCCUCCACGCCUACGUGCUGGUGCAGCCACAAGAGGGCGACGUCUACAAGGUGUCAGUCACAGCUCGAGAGGACGUCCCUCCCUUUGGCCCCCCGCUGCCCCGCCCCCCGCUCUUCCGCAAGGGGUCAGAGUUCAGAGAGUUUCUUUUGACCAAACUGAUAAACGCAGAGAGAGCGUGCUACAAGAGCCAGCGCUUCGCCCGCCUCGAGGAGAGGACUCGCGCGGCGCUGCUCGACUCUCUCCUGGACGAGCUGCAAACGCGCUCCCAGUGCAUGCUGGGAGUGGGGCCCCAGUGCACGAUGGGAGUGACAGAGGAGGAGGGGCGGAGCGAGAAUGGACACGGACACGCCCACGGAGGACUGCUGGAGUCACUUAAAAGGGCGAUGAGGGGUCGCAGCGUCUCCAUGGAAACGAUGUCAAGAGGCCGAUCUGAGCUGCCGUCCAGUCUGAGCAUCUCCAACGAGCUGAGUUCUAGUUCUCCGAUGAAAAGACGUUCUGGAUUAUUCCCUCGUCUCCUCAGCGUCGACAGUCAAACAGACAGACACCGAAGUCUUCUGAGUGAGCAGAGGAGCCUGGACCACCACACGCUGGAGGAGACAGAGCAGGCAGCCAAUCAGAGGUCUACAGAGGCGGGGCAUAGGAGCAGGAAGAAGGACAAGAUCUCCACCUCCAGCUCCUGCAGCUUCAACAGCCACUCUGAAGACCAGAGCCCUCCAGUGGUGGAUGGAGUGAGUCCGAUCAUCUGCCGAAGCCCCACAGAGAAUAAAAACUCUCCCAGAUCCAACCUGAAGUUCCGGUUCGAGCGCCUGUCCCACUCGGCCUCGGGACACUGAGGACCCAGAUCGAGGACCGUGGACGAGAGGAGGCCCGGCGGCGUACCUUUGAGCAAAACACGUCCACCAUUUGCCCACAGACUGUGUAAAGAAGUGACUGAGUGAGUGUGACGUCGCCCACAGCGUUCGGCUCCAAAUGAAGCUCGUCCAGCGGCGAAUCUGGAGAUGAGUUACAUGUUUGGAUUUACGAACGCGAGUAUCAUAGCAACCAAAGAGCCAAUCAGGAGCGACCUCGGGGAAAGAAGGACCUGAUUCGUCUGUUAUUAAUGUUCAUAUCUUGAUUUACAGACACAAUAGUGAAAUAAAAACCCAAGGAUCAUGUAGAGGGUUAAUACGAACAUUUAAGACCAGAAUGAGUCUGAAGCAGCAGAGACAGAGAGAGGAGAUGGUUUAUCAAUAGAAAGUGAACUGGAGCCAGAGUCGAGCAGGAAGUGCGCCCAUGAUCACUUCCUGUUUGGAGAGCGGCGGCAGCAGGUUAGCUCUGUCCAUUUAUAUAAACAGUCUGUGGAUUGACCCAGGCCUCGCUCCUGAAGGACGAGUCAAACAGAAGAAACUAUUUUUCUUAAAGAUGAUGAAAAUAAAUAUAUGCAAUAGUUUUAUUUCUGUUAACAGCUUUAUCAGUGAGACUAAACCAGGACUAAACCAGGACUAAACCAGGACUAAACCAGGACUAAACCAGGACUAAACCUGGACUGAACCAGGACUAAACCAGGACUAAACCAGGACUAAACCAGGACUGAACCAGGACUGAACCAGGACUAAACCUGGACUAAACCAGGACCAAACCAGGACUAAACCAAGACUAAACCAGGACCAAACCAGGACUAAACCAAGACUAAACCAGGACCAAACCAGGACCAAACCAGGACCAAACCAGGACCAAACCAGGACUAAACCUGGACUAAACCUGGACUAAACCAGGACCAAACCAGGACUAAACCUGGACUAAACCAGGACCAUACCAGGACCAAACCAGGACCAAACCAGGACUAAACCUGGACUAAACCUGGACUAAACAAGGACUAAACCAGGACUAAAUCAGGACUAAACCUGGACUAAACUAGGACUAAACCAGGACUGAACCAGGACUAAACUAGGACUAAAUCAGGACUAAACCUGGACUAAACUUGGACUAAACUAGGAGUAAACCUGGACUAAACCAGGUCCAGUCCAGUCUAAUAUUCAGUGGGUGUUUCUUGGAGGUUCAGGGUUUGGAGCAGUUUGCACUGAUUAAAAGCCUUAAAAUGAAAUUAAAAUCCAUAAUUGUAAUUACUCAAUGUCUCAGCACUUUGUACUGUACUUUGACAGAGCUACUGAAGUACUCGAGUAACAGACCGCUAUGAAGUACUCGAGUAACGCACCGCUAUGAAGUACUUGAGUAACGGACAGUUACUUUGAUGGUUUUGCACCAGACGUUUUCUGUACUUUUCGGUCCAAUGUGUCGAUGUGAAACGUGUAAACACAAUGUUCUGUCCCCUGAUGAUGAUGUCACAGCUCACUGUAUCUGUCUGAUGAUGUCACAAAUCUGAAUAAAUGACUGUCAAAG